AUGUCGGACCUUCACGAAAUCACUUCAGAGGAGAGCUUUGGAGCUCACAUAGCCUCUCUGCAGCCAUCAGCGCUCCUUGUACUCUUCUUCCAUACCCCAUGGGCCGCUCCUUGCACUCAGAUGCGUACCGUUCUUCAAACACUGGCCUCCCUAUACACACCCACCACCCCGCCAUCCAUCUCCUUCGUCAGUAUCGACGCAGAAGCACUUCCCGAAAUAUCAGAGCAGUACGAAGUAACGGCCGUUCCGUUUGUGGUGCUAAGCCGGAAUAAUUCUAUUAUUGAAAGCAUCUCUGGUUCGAAUCCGAUUAAAGUCCGUGAAGCAGUUGAGAAACAUUACCAGUCACCUUCGGGUGCCGGUACGACAGACAAACAAUCCAUCCCUCCAGCACUUGAUGCCGUUCCGAGAACAAUAGACGAGACACAGCAGAACGAUCAGGGUCCGCAGGCUCCGCCGUCUGCAGGCCAAGGGACAAACGGAGUUAGUGGUCGUGAUGUCCCUGAGUCUCCUUCGAGGGAGGAACUGUUUGCUAGAAUUGGGGAGCUUGUCAAAGCCGCUCCGGUGAUGUUAUUUAUGAAGGGUACCCCAAGUGCACCACAAUGUGGAUUUAGCCGGCAACUCGUUGCUAUUCUACGGGAGAAUAGUGUCAAAUAUGGCUUUUUCAAUAUUCUUGCCGAUGACGACGUAAGGCAAGGUCUCAAGGAGUUUGCGGACUGGCCUACAUUCCCACAGCUAUGGGUAAGGGGCGAGCUUGUUGGUGGCCUGGACAUUGUCAAGGAAGAAAUAGAAGCAAACCCUGAUUUCCUUUGUGAUUAUUCGGUUCCAAAGGCAUGA
Messenger RNA from Nannizzia gypsea CBS 118893, 834 nucleotides. RefSeq names its product monothiol glutaredoxin-3. The record is from RefSeq and is a predicted model, not a curated record. Lineage: Eukaryota; Fungi; Ascomycota; Eurotiomycetes; Onygenales; Arthrodermataceae. Bases 1 to 834 code for a protein of 277 amino acids. The transcript has 2 exons. Gene Ontology annotation, molecular function: 2 iron, 2 sulfur cluster binding.